Molecule: messenger RNA, 4437 nt
Organism: Talpa occidentalis (Iberian mole)
Lineage: Eukaryota; Metazoa; Chordata; Mammalia; Eulipotyphla; Talpidae
Product: olfactory receptor 1361-like
Exons: 1
Coding region: 1695-2639 (314 amino acids)
Biological process (GO): G protein-coupled receptor signaling pathway
Cellular component (GO): membrane
Molecular function (GO): olfactory receptor activity; G protein-coupled receptor activity
Source: RefSeq, a predicted model, not a curated record
CGGGUGCACCACGCCCUCCGCAGGCUGACGCGGUGGCACCAUCUGGGCGGUCUUGCAGCAGCGGGACCUUCGAAGCGUCGCCCCCAUGUUUCUGAAAGGUCUUUAUUUAAAAAAAUGUUUUUCUGCUUAACCUACCAAGACUUCGUAUUUGCAACUAAAAACUGAGUGAGGCCAGGAUGUAAGCGAUGAUCAGAAAAGGUCCUGAAACUGAACACAACGGCCACCGGCCCUUCUCCAGCCCAGCUCUGCUUGCCUCCGGACCGCGCGUUGCCUUUCUCUGUGGACUGUCACUUCUCCAUCGGUGAGGCAGUCGGGGGAGCCCACGUCUAGACUUGUGUUUUGGGUGAAGUCAUGCUGAGAAUGACCCUCACGUCCUUAGCCUGUCAGGUUCCUUAAUCCAACCGUGAAUCCGCACUGGCAAGCAAGUGGUGGAGAACAGUUUGGGCUGCUGGAGAUCAUACUCCUGUGACUCUCUGGAGGAGGAGACCGUUCUUCAGAAAAGGGGAGCCACUGUCAGCUGGGAAGACAGCCCCAAAGAAGUCUACUCUGGGAGUCUGGAGUUUCUCAAUCAUGGCCUGCUCUGCUCUCCCUGAUCCAUCUCUCCCCCAGUGGCAAACUGCUUAUCCUUUAUACCUAGUGCUUCACUCUCAUGCCACCCAUCCCAGCGUCCCUCUCUACACUGGCCUCACUGUCUUGACACAGUGAGUGACCUGAUAUGAGAGUCAGGUAAAAUUGUAUUAACCCUGGUUUAUGAGCUAUGACUAUAACAAAAAUAUUUUAAUAACUGAAUUUUUAAAUCCAUAAACAUAAGCCCAAAUCAGCAAAGUGAUGCCAUUUGAAGUCUCAGGGAAUUUUCUCCGGAAUGUGUCUCCACCCAGAUGGCUUUAUCUCCAAUUCUGACCCCAAAGUAAGAGGAUAUAGUUUGUCAUCAGUGUUGGGUCCAGAGGGACCAGGAAUCAGGAGGGAAAAUUACUGUUACCUGUCUGUAACAAGGCUCGCAGGGAAUGUGGUCCCAGGGGCACGGAAGCUCCUGUAAACAUCUGUCUCUAAUGCCCCCAGACAGCCUUCCGGCACUGAGAGCUGAGACCGCACACCCUGCUCCUCACUCGCUUUGCACCUGCCUGUAUUUCCAAGAUUUUCCAACCCUUAUAAUACAGAGGCGCACUGGCCAUUUCCUCAAGGUGAUGAACACUUAAUAGCUACAGCAUCUGCUUCUCCUAGGUAAGGUUGUAACUGCAGAGAUAUCAGUGUUUCUUGACUAAUGAGAAAUUCUUUGAGGAACCCCCUUUGCUAAACCCAACUUCAGGAGUAAAAGUCUUGAAUCCAUCAGCCGGAGCUUGAAACGUGAGCGUGACCACCUGUUUCUCUUGUGCCUGUGAUCUGCCAAGCAGCAGCUGCAGGGCUGGGAAUGUUAGAGCAGAUAAAGGCCAUGGAAGACUUUGUAUGUGUCUGUGUAUUGUUUUCAUGUUAUGCUUUAUAAACUAAAAAAAAAAAAAAAGCCUGGUGGGAACUGGACUCAUCUAGAACCAGGAAUCGGAAGUUGAGGAUGUAGGGACGAAGGACAAAUCCUGUGUGAGCAACUCUAAUAUAGUUUGUUAACAUGAGCGUAGCUGGAGCUCAGAUUGUUACAUCGAAACCUUGAUCUUCUAGGUUUUGGACCCCUGUCUUUUUCUCCUGCCUCUGGGCCCAACCCCAUGAGAGCAGCCAACCAGUCAAGUGUCUCCGAGUUCCUGCUCCUGGGGCUCUCCAGCCAGCCCCAGCGGCAGCAGCAACUCCUGUUCAUCCUCUUCCUGACCAUGUACCUGGCCACGGUCCUGGGGAACCUGCUCAUCCUCCUGGCCAUCAGCGUGGACGCCCGCCUGCACACCCCCAUGUACUUCUUCCUCAGCAACCUGUCCUUCGUGGACCUCUGCUUCUCCUCUACCACCAUCCCCAAGAUGCUGACCAACCACAUCCUGGGGAGCCAGACCAUCUCCUUCUCGGGGUGCCUGGCGCAGAUGUACUUUCUCUUCAUGUUCGUGGACAUGGACAACUUCCUCCUGGCCGUGAUGGCCUAUGACCGCUUUGUGGCCAUCUGCCACCCCUUGCACUACUCUACCAAGAUGACCCCUCGGCUGUGCGCGCUGCUGGUGGCCGUGUCAUGGGUCAUCGCCAACCUGGACGUCCUCUUGCACACCCUGCUGAUGGCUCGGCUCUCGUUCUGUGCAGACAAUGCCAUCCCCCACUUCUUCUGUGACGUGACGCCCCUCCUGAAGCUCUCCUGCUCUGACACGUCCCUCAACGAGAUGAUGAUCUUUAUUGAAGCAGGACUGAUAACGCUUGCUCCAUUUCUUUGCAUCUUGGUGUCAUACAUUCUCAUCACCUGCGCAGUCCUGCGAGUCCCGUCCACCCAGGGGCGCUGGAAGGCCUUCUCCACCUGCGGCUCCCACCUGGCUGUCGUUUUGCUGUUCUACGGCACCAUCAUCUUUCUGUAUUUCAACCCGUCUUCCUCACACUCACCUGACACAGAUAUAGCAGCUGCUGUGAUGUUCACAGUGGUGACCCCCAUGCUGAACCCCUUCAUCUACAGCCUGAGAAACAAAGACAUAAAAGGGGCUCUUGGAAAAGUGAUUGCUAUGAAAUUCUUUUUUACCCAAUAAUAGAAGGGACCAAGGGAAACAUGGAGGGAGCUGAUUUCUAAAAAUAUCUUGUUUGUUUUUCCUGUUGUGUGAAACUUAAUACUUGUGUUCUGUAAGAAACAACGCUCUUCUAUUUGGGGAGAACGGAACUUCUGACACAAGCUCUCCAGUUAAAGUAGGAGAGAGCCUUUCAUCAAAUAAGUCGAUUAUUUCUACAUCAGUGCUCUCAAGUCAGAACCCACUAGCAACACACUUCUAGUUGAAUCAUUUAAGAAGGUGCUAGAAAGGAAUUAAUAUAUAACCUGGGCUUGUGUGAAUGAAUCUUAGUGAGGUUUUGAGGAAUUAGAUCUUUGCUCUGGAUUACAUGCUGUCACAAAGUAGGGAUACUUCUGACUGCGUCUAUUUAUGUAUUUUAUCUAGAAGGAGGGCAGUCUGGUCUGAGGCUAAAGCUGUGAUUGACAACAGAGCAGUCAUAUCAGCCAGCUUAGGCGAGUGUUUGGUCAUUUUUGUGGUUUGGACAACGUUCCUGUUCUUGUGUUCAGACAUGAUUAAAGACUGGCCCUGUCCUGCUCCUUCAUGGCCUUAGAUAGUGGCCUUUCUGCUACUGAUAGUCCGUGCAAUUCUCUGUGUUCAUUAGGGGGGCUUCGGACUUCGCCGAGUCCAGGUCAGCUCCCGGGUGUCAGGGCUGCUUGCUCUAUUAACUGAGGCAAGAGGUGUGAGCACCUUCUAGUAGGAGGGUCUGGCUAAUGUGGGGGCUCGAAGGGGCAGGACUCAUUUAGGGCUCUAGUUCUGCCUAGUUCUGCCCUGCACUCAAGCUAAUUUUUUUGCUUAUCUGAGUCUUUGGUAUCAUAUAGCAGCCCACCGGGAAUAGGAAUAUGCUGGAAAACAGAAACAUCUCCCACAAUCUCAGUGCCCAGCCUCGUCAAUUAGUUGCAUUUUUUCAUCUCCUUCUCCACCUAUGUAAAUGCACUUGGACAUUUAUAUAGUUAAGAAACUAUUACUUCUAGGGGAAGGAAGUGAAUAUUUGCAAAACAGUAGUUUAUUGCAGUGCUCAAACAGAUACAGCCCUUGUCCCUAUGGAGAUUACAUUCUGGUAAUAAUUUUAAAGAACUAAAAAGUGGAGGUAGUGUCACUUGAAUGGUGAUUGACCUUUGUCAAAUACUCUGUGUCUAUUAAGGUUUUUCAUCUUUCAUUUUCUUAAUGUGGUGUAUGACCUUUAGUGAUUUGCAUGUGUUGAUCCAUCUUGGCAGCACACGGAUAAAUCCCACUGGACUCUAGUGUAUAAUGCUUUCAAUUAAUAUGCUAUUGAAUUCGUUUUGCUAGUAUUUUGUUGAGGAGCUAAUGGGUCUUUAUAUCAUUUGCUGUACUUUACAACUACAGAAUUUUCAUUUGGCUGCUUUUUUUCAUAUUUUCUAUCUUUUUAUUACUCUUUGAUGGGGUGUUUUCAGCACGCUUUCAUUUCUUAAUCAUAUUUCCUUUAGUUCUGUGAACAUUUUAAUAAUGACUGCUUUGAAAUAUUUUUCUGUUCUAGCUGACAUCUGAUUACUCUUACUGGCAGUUCCUGUUGCAUGCUUUUCUUUAGAUGUCAGUCAUAAUUUCCUGUUUCUUUACAUGCCUUUUAUUUUUUUCUUCAAACUGGACAUUUUAUAUAACAUAUUGUAGCAUCUCUGGAUAUGCUUUCCUCCCCACUGGGAUUUGUUAUUUAACGACAGACUGGAUGGAUUAUUUUAGUGAAGUUUAUUCCACCUCACCCCACACUCACUUGGUGUGAAGGUCUUGCUUUGUCUUCUUUUAUAUAAGUAAAAUGUUUUAUCCAGUG